This is a messenger RNA of Sordaria macrospora k-hell, 2640 nucleotides long. RefSeq lists its product as uncharacterized. Lineage: Eukaryota; Fungi; Ascomycota; Sordariomycetes; Sordariales; Sordariaceae. Gene Ontology annotation, molecular function: zinc ion binding; DNA-binding transcription activator activity, RNA polymerase II-specific. Gene Ontology annotation, biological process: regulation of transcription by RNA polymerase II. The record is from RefSeq and is a predicted model, not a curated record.
AUGUCAGCACAACCUCCAGCGGGUCGGGAAGCCCGUCACGGUGGGAAGAAAGGACCGCGUCUGGGAUACAAAAAGUCUCGCACCGGGUGUUCAAGAUGUAAAGCUCGUCGAGUCAAGUGUGAUGAGAAGAAACCUUGUUCGGCAUGCCAACGUCAUGGAAUCCUUUGUAGCUUGGUGACGGCCGAAGCAGCGGGACCUAGCGGCUUCCUUUCGGGAACCGGCACUACUCCAGCCACUGGCAGCUCCGGCCCCGGCCCCGGCGCUGUUUCAGUUACUAGCAGCGCCGGCACCUUUAGCUCUGUUGCCCCAUUUACCACCGGCCCCAAUUCUGGCCCUAUACCCGGGCCCCCUUUGACUUGCCGCCCAAGAACCGGCAACGCCAGCAAUCCUUUCGGCCCAUCCGGCACCGCUCUCGCCUCCGGUUCCGGGUCUGGCUCCGGGUCUGGCCCCUUUGUUCCACAAACCAGCAGUGCUGGUAACAUCCCUUUGACCCCAGCCUCCAGCGAUCACUCACGGUCUCCAGCUGGAUUUCAUCAGGCUUUCGGAUCCGGGAUACAUGUGAGCAAUCGAGACAGCCGCCACCCUUCCGCUCCAGUACCCCAUGACGAGAUAAACUUCAACACCCUCCCUACACCGCGUCACACCCCCAUGGCUAUCCAAUCCCUCACCCACCCGACAUAUCCACCUCCUCCAUAUCUCGAGGUCUCCGGCCCCUCACCAGCCCGUUUAUACUCAGCCCCAAGCCCUGCAUGGCAAUUGCCCCUUCCCAAUAACUUCUCACAGCCCAGUUCCCAUCCCUUGGUCGGUGCUGCUCAUCCCCCAACCCCUCAAUCUCGCUCCCGCCAUCCCUCCCCCUUGCGGCAGAGUCCCAUGCCAACUGAGGCAUUCAGUACUCCCACCACCGAUCCCUUCCCAUACCUUACGUCAUUCAUUCCCUCCGCUCUCGCAAACCCGGGAUCCUCCUCCGACUCAGAUCUCACCUUGCAGGGCUUUGUGUCCCAGGACUUCGAACUCUUUACCCACUACACCACCACCACUUACACAACUUUAACCCGAGGAGUACAUGAACGCAUCUGGAAGAUUGAGGUGCCCAAGCUGGCUUAUUCACAUGCAUUUCUGAUGCACAACCUCCUGUCCACUGCUGCUUACCACCUAGCGUAUACGGAACUGGAUGAAGAAAAAAGAAAGAAACGAGUUAACGAUGGCCGCAACCAUUUCAGCUUGGCGUUAUCAGGAAUGGGGGAAGUCCUGCGCAAGGACGGCGUCACGCCAGAGAACUGCCAUGUCGUUUUUCCUGCCAGUACGCUGUUGUUCAUUGGGGCCAUGUGCAGCAACGGGCCGUUUUUUAACCCGACUAAUGACAGGGAACAAGGGAAAACAACAAAAGCCCCUAUGAUCGAUGAAUUUCUGAACAUCUUUCGCACCGUCAAGGGGAUCGGUACUAUCGUUAGUACCCAGCAAGAUCAUCUCCAGAAGGGCCCUAUGGGCGGGCUGUUCAACCGCGAUUCCUGCGGUGAUGUUUUUCCUAGCAUGGAAAGACUGCUGGCGCAGCUCGAGGGGUUUUACCGCCGCGUUGCGAGCAUUCCAUACAGAAGUCCUGGGCUCUUUUCUCCGCCAUACCAAUACGAUCCUGAGAAUCAGUCAAUGUCGAGCAACGACAAGGAAAACAGCAAAAUUAUCCUAAAAGAGAUCAAAGCCAUGGAGGCUGCUAUUAGAAUAGCGAUGGGGAAUUCCAGAACACCUGAGCAGGAAGUUGUUGCGGUUUGGCCCAUCAACGCGUCCGGUGAGUUUGCCGAGAUGUUGGAAGAUCGUGGUGAACCUCCUCGACCACGACCUGAGCCCCCGUCAUCCAGUUCCGCCUUCGACUUUUCCGUCUCGCCACCGCCAUGGUACCGAAACCCGAUCGCCUUGGCUUUGUUGGGAUAUUAUUGCUGCCUUUUGAAGGAGUCGGAGCGCAAGUGCUGGUUCACUACGGACUGGGCGGAGGCAGUGAUCAAGGAGGUGGUAGCCGAGUUGGAGGAGAUGGCAGGGGUGGCUCCUACCAGUCUCUUUGCUAGGGGCGGGAGCAGGAGCACAACACAAGCGUCGGACAUGGAAAUUCAAAGAGGGCAGCACGACCAGGGUUUUUCCAGGACUGAUAGGCCACUACCUGUAUGGAGGGAGUGGGUAAGGAGAGAAUGGCUGGGGGAUGCGUUGUGGGCCAAGGAGUGGGUUAUGGCAGAGGAUGAGGAGGAAUUGCCCCGGCAAACAACAAGAUUCCCAAAUAUCCAUGUGACGGACCUUCCUGUGAUGGAUACUCGGGGUCAACAACAGGAUUCGCCUAUGGCAGGAACUCAAGACGAGCAGCCGCGUACACCCCACAGACCCGGGUCAACCAUAUUAUGGGAUGACGUUACGAAAACGGGAACUCAGGGCCAACAAUCGGACGCGUCCGAAGCGCAGAGGCAGUCAUUCACGAGGAUGUCGCAAGAGACCGAGCACGUUAAUCAUACCGCCGCUGCUAAUCCUUCUGCUUCUUCUCCUGUGAGAGAGAUGAAAGAAGCAGCAAGAAACCCUUCGGAUACAAUGGCUGUGGAUCCGCCCUUUGACAUGGAAGUUCAGGAUCAAACCCAUGGAAGGGCAAGAUCAAAAAUUACCUAA